Messenger RNA from Caretta caretta (loggerhead turtle), 2750 nucleotides. Its product is annotated as UDP-glucuronosyltransferase 1A6-like. The record is from RefSeq and is a predicted model, not a curated record. NCBI's taxonomy places the organism in Eukaryota, Metazoa, Chordata, Testudines, Cheloniidae. Gene Ontology annotation, molecular function: UDP-glycosyltransferase activity.
GUAGAAUUUGUCCGUUAGAAGUGUUUUCUUUUGCCAGCUCCACAGAGUUUAAAAAUAAAUGAGACAGUAAGUUCAAAAAGGUUGCAAGCAGCGCUAAAGUCUGGGUGGUGUUAGAAACCAUUUGUUAUAGCUGAACUAACACCUGCAGAGUCAAAGCAUCUGCUUCCAGCUUGCAGAUGGCUCCAGUCAUUGCCAGACUUUACCAGUUUGCUGCAGGGUUUUUUCUUUUCUUAGCGUCUUCGGGGUUUGUGGAAGGUGAGCGGCUGCUGGUGAUCCCUCAGGAUGGAAGUCACUGGCUCAGCAUGCGUGCAGUGGUGAAGAAGCUCAGUGAGAAAGGGCAUGAAAUAGUAGUGCUUGCUCCAGAAGUUAAUUUGUGCUUGAAAGAAUCAGAGCAUUACGCAAGGAAAACGUACGCUGUGCCUUACGCCCAGGAAGAGCUAGGCCGUCGUCUUCGUUUCUUUGCUAACCAGCCCUUUGAUGAAGUCUCCUUCCCUACUAUGAUCACAGAAGCAUACAGCAGUGCCAUGUUUGUACUGGACUUGUUAUUCUAUAACUGUGACAGCCUCCUGCAGAACAGAGAAAUCAUACGGUACUUGGAAGAGAGUAAAUUUGAUGUGCUCUUCACAGACCCAGCUUUGCCAUGUGGGGUGAUCCUGGCAGAGUAUCUGUCCAUCCCUUCCGUGUACUUCUUUCGUGGAUUUCCAUGCAGUUUAGAGCAUGCAAUCUGUAAAUCUCCAAACCCUGUUUCCUACAUCCCAAGAUGCUAUACCAGCUACACAGACCACAUGACAUUUACCCAGCGAGUGCUGAACCUCUUUUUUAGCUCUUUAGAGACAUCACUGUUUAAGGAUUUGUACACCAAAUACCAAGACAUUGCUUCGAAGUUUCUCCAGAGAGAUGUGCACGUACCAACACUUUACCAAAAUGGCUCCAUUUGGCUCCUGAGAUACGACUUUGUGUUUGAGUAUCCCAGACCAGUGAUGCCCAACAUGGUCUUCAUCGGAGGCAUAAACUGUGAGGAGGGGAACAACCUACCUCAGGAAUUUGAAAGCAUUGUGAAUGCCUCUGGGGAACACGGCUUUGUGGUCUUCUCUUUGGGCUCAAUGGUCUCUGAGAUUCCCAUGAAGAAAGCCAAGCAGAUUGCUGAAGCCUUUGGAACAAUACCUCAGACCGUUCUUUGGAGGUACACUGGAGAAGCACCCCCCAACCUUGCAAACAACACAAAGCUAAUCAAAUGGCUACCACAGAAUGAUCUACUUGCUCAUCCCAAAGCCCGUGCCUUUAUCACCCAUGGAGGCUCACAUGGAAUCUAUGAGGGGAUAUGCAAUGGAGUGCCAAUGGUUCUGAUGCCAUUAUUUGGAGAUCAGAUGGACAAUGCUAAGCGGAUAGAGUCUCGGGGUGCGGGAGUGACGCUGAAUGUACUUGAAAUGACUUCUAAGGACCUAUCGGAUGCAUUGAAUGCAGUGAUUAAUGAUAAAAGCUAUAAAGAAAAUAUCAUGCAUCUCUCAGCCCUUCACCUCGACAGACCUAUCCAUCCCCUUGAUCUCGCGGUGUACUGGGUGGAGUUUGUGAUGAGACACAAGGGGGCCCCGCAUUUGCGGCCUGCAGCCCACGAUCUCAACUGGAUCCAGUACCACUCUCUGGAUGUCAUUGCUUUUCUCCUGGCUGUCGUGCUCGUCACCGCGUUCAUCUCUCUGAAGUGCUGCCUGUCCUGCUGCCGGAAGUGUUUCUGCAAAAAAGGAAGAGUGAGCAAAUCGAGCAAAUCCAAGGCAGAGUAACUACGGGGUUGGAGACCGGGUGCAGCUCCAGGCCUUAGGGAAUGUAGGGCUCUCCUGAGCACAGUCCCAGUAAGUAACUUAUGGCGGUGAGCUCAAAAAUUAUUCAGAGCAUAUUGCCUUUAAAUAGCAGAAAAGUGUUUUUUUGUUCCAUGUUUUGAUUUGGUCUCCAAUUAAUUCAGAAUAUUUGUGAAAGCUUUGUUUAAAGCUUGUUUGAUUGUUACAGAUGAUUCAUGCCAUAAUGCUAUGGUGUAGUGCUCAGAAUAUUAAUGGGACCUCUGGGUUCCAUUUCCUACUGUGUUUCAGAGUAACAGCCGUGUUAGUCUGUAUUCGCAAAAAGAAAAGGAGUACUUGUGGCACCUUAGAGACUAACCAAUUUAUUUGAGCAUAAGCUUUCGUGAGCUCCAUGCUCAAAUAAAUUGGUUAGUCUCUAAGGUGCCACAAGUACUCCUUUUCUAUUUCUUGCUGUGUUGCUCACUCACCAUCUGACUUGGGGCAAGGUUCUUCUCUGUACCUCAGUUUUCUCAUCUGUGCAAUGGGGAUAAGAUUUCUACCUUGGUACUACUAUGGUGCCCAUCACUGUAGUGUGAGAGUGUCUGGUGCAUCAUAUUUAGAUAGCACUUUGAGAUCUUUGGAUGAAAGUUGUCACAGAAGUACCAAGUGGUGUUCUAAGUGAGGGAUAGAAUGUCAUCCUAGCAGCCUGUUGAUUGGAAAUAGAGAAUGGUAUUUGUUCUGCCUAAGUCAAUCUGUCAGUGUCUAAACUGUGUUUCAAAUACACUGAACGUGAACACAUUUUCCAUUUGAAAGUAUCAUUGAGCCACCACCACCCAAUCAAGUUUCACCCCAGCUGGAGCACUGAAUUUGGAGCAUUGUAGUCAACCGAUUUGAUCUUUGUUAUGGAUAUUCUGUUAAAAAUAAACCAAACAAAAAUCUGUAUAAAUAAAUCCCAAAUAAUAAAAACAAGAAAACUAAUAA